Messenger RNA from Gymnodraco acuticeps, 1745 nucleotides. RefSeq names its product caspase-8-like. Gene Ontology annotation, molecular function: cysteine-type endopeptidase activity. Gene Ontology annotation, biological process: proteolysis. NCBI's taxonomy places the organism in Eukaryota, Metazoa, Chordata, Actinopteri, Perciformes, Bathydraconidae. The record is from RefSeq and is a predicted model, not a curated record.
AUCUCGGAGUGGAGCUGCAGAAAACCAGCACAAACCGUUUCCUUUCUCUGGUGUUUCAGAUGUCGGAAAUCUCAGAGGAAGAUUGGAAGAGAGAUCUGACCAUCAUCCUGGAGGAUCUGUCUUCAGCACAGUUCAUAAAAAUGAAGGAAUGUUUGAGGGGUUUCCUUCAGGUUCUGAAGGACGGCCUGUCCAGAGAAGAGAUGCCUGGGACGAUCAUUGAGUUCUACGGGAAAGAAAAGUCGAUCCUCGAGAUGGAGAGAGUGAUGGAAGAGAUACCGAAGAGAAAAUCUUUAGUUCAGCAUCUGCUGAAACCCUACGUUCAGAAAGUGAGGAGCAAACUGGAGAAACAGCAGCAUGAGAAGAAGAGGAGACGUAAGAAGGAGCCGGAGGAAGGAACCAGUCCUGCAGCAGAUCAGCUGGAGGGAAGCCAACCUGUCAAGAAACCGAAGACUCGUGACUCCCAGGAUGGAAAAGCUCCAUGGGACGGGCAGUACGAGUUGAACAGCCAGCCCACCGGCCUCUGCCUGAUCAUAAACAACAAACAUUUUAGUGGUGGUGACGUGAGACGUGGAACCGAUAAAGAUGCUGGAAGCUUGGCAGAGGUGUUCAGCUGGCUGGGGUUCAGAGUGCUGAUGUGUAAAGACCAAACCAAGAACCAGAUGGAGCGAGUGCUGAAAUGCUUUGCUUCCCAGUGCGACCUUUCUCAGCUGCAGGAGUUCAAUGUCCAGGAGUGGACUCGCAGCGAAUUCACCGAUCUUCUAGAGGCUCCUCAGCAUGGCGAUGCCUUCAUCUGCUGUGUUCUUAGUCACGGAAACAAGGGCGGCGUAUCGGGGACUGAUGGGCAGUCCCUCCGUAUCAAACAAAUAACGAGAACCUUCAUAGCAACUCCUCAAUCUCCCCUCACUGCCAAGCCCAAAGUGUUCCUGAUCCAAGCCUGCCAGGGGCGGCAGAUACAUCCUGGGGUGUUAUCAGACGAUCUGCAGGCUGAUGACUCUCACUCGACACAGCCGGCUGAUGACUCUCACUCGACAUCCAUCCCUCAGGAAGCAGAUAUUCUAGUUCAUAGUUCCACUGUUGAAGAAUAUAUUUCUGUUAGAGACCCAACGAAGGGGAGCUGGUUCAUCCAAUCUGUCUGUGAGCAGCUAAAAGAGGGCUGUCAGAGGAAUGAAGAAAUUGAAGUCAUACUCCGCCGCGUGAACUAUGAAGUAGCCGGGAAAGAAGGUGUUUUGAGACGUGGUCCAGUAAAGCAGAUGCCCGCAAUUUGGCACACCCUGAGGAAGGGUCUUGUGUUGACUCCACAUCAAAACUCAGCCGCAACGAGCAAACCAGCUGACUCAGGAGCAGUGCCCAGGAAGAAGAAACCUGCAGCUGAGGUUUCCGGCGGCAGUGGUGAAACCCAGAUCAUGAUCGACACAACGCUGAAACUCGCCCUGAACCCUCAGGCUCCAGAGAAACCAAAGACUCGUGACUCCCAGGAUGGAAAAGCUCCAUGGGUAAAUCUUAUUUCUUAAUUAUCACUUGCAGCUUUGAGACAUUUAUUGUAUUUACGUUCAUGGAGAGGCUUUUCUUUUCUUUUCAAAACCUGUCAUCGUCCCGGAGGAGUUCGAGAGAGAAGCUGAGAGACUGGUUUGUCCUGAGAGUCCACUUACCUCCAUUAAAGACAUCAAAUCAUCUCGUCCCCAGACACACGUGAGCGUCAAAGGAACCGUCACCCAGAUUUAUCCCGUCAAAAAAGGGAAGAACAC